AUGAAAUACAGGAGCAAUGAGUGGCCAACAAUGUACUCUGAUAAAAUAAUAAUUGGUAAUUUAAAAUCUAAUGUGGCUGUAACAACAUUAUGGACGGUUAGAGAGAAAGUAGCUGAUAUAUUAGACAGUAAUGACUUUUGUUUAGUGGCUAAUUUUUAUGAUGCUUUUAACGGUAUAGAACCUUUAAUAAGAAAUUGUCUUGCUAAUACAAACAUAAGAUACAUUCUUGUUGUGGGGAAUGACAGGGCAAAAAGUAAAAAAACAUUAAUUAAUUUUUUUAAAAGUGAAUUAAAAAAUCACAUUGUAACUGAUACUGAAGUUCCUCUACCGGAAGAAAUUCCAUUGGAUGAACUUAAUAAAUUGAUAAGAAAUGUACAAGUUAUUGAUCUAACUGAUAAAAUAACUAAAAUAGAUGAUUUUGAUCAGUAUAAAACUGUUAUUUAUGAUUGUAUUAAAACUUUAAGUAAAUUAGAACCUUAUGAUGAGGCAAAAAUAUUCCCUAAAAAGAAGAUAGUUUCAUCAUGUUUACCAUCAGGCGUUGUCUAUAGAAUUGAGGCAGAUUAUAUAUUUGAAGGAUGGUUGAAGAUUUUAAAACAUAUAAAUACAUUUGGUAAAUUAACACAAACAACACAAAGUGAGUUUUCAAAAGUUAAAGAAUGUAUUAAUAUAGUAACAGUAAUCAAUAAAGAAAAUCCUUUAAAUCCGAUAAUAAAAGAUUUUAUGAGGUUUGAUAAAGAUAAUUUAGAAAGGUAUUAUGAGACAUUUACUAAGAAUAUUAAAAGUGAUGAUGUAUCUUAUACUUAUGGAACAAAAUUUUUUGGAAAUAAACAAUUUGACAGAGUUAUUGAAAUGUUAGUAGAAAAUAUUUAUUCAAAAAGAUGUUUCACUACGACAUGGGAGAUAGGAGAUUUAUAUAAACAAAAUCCUCCUUGUGUUAUAUCAGCACAACCCAAUAUUCAAGGUAAUCAACUUUUCAUGACAUGCUACAUAAGAAGUAAUGAUAUGUAUAGAGCAUGGCCUUUAAAUGCAUUUGGAUUAAGAAUGAUUCAAAAGAAUGUUUGUGUUGAAUUAAAUAGGAGAAUUAAUGAAGAAAUUUUAAGAGAGAAUAAUGAUAAUUGUAAAUUCGGUUGUAAAAUUGAUACAAAAGAAGAAAUGGUAGAAAUGGGUUCAUUAAUCAUUAUUUCACACAGUGCACAUAUUUAUAAUGAAAAUUUUAAAGAUGUUGAACUAAUAAUUAAAGAUCAUUAUAAAUUUACUCCUUGUUAUGAUGAUCCCAAUGGAUAUUAUACUAUUAGUUUAAAUAAAGACUUAAUUGUUAUUCAACAUUAUGAUAUUAAAGGAAAAUUAAUGAGAGAAGUGACAGGUUGUGAUUAUAAUGAACUUUCUACUAAACUUGUAGAAAAUUUAUUAACUGAUGAUAAGUUUCAUUUGAUGUAUUUGGGAAGAGAAAUUUUCAAGGCUGAUUUUUGUUUAAAACAUGGAAUUGAAUAUGUUCAAGAUUUAGAAUUAUAA
Hepatospora eriocheir is the source of this 1512-nucleotide messenger RNA. NCBI's taxonomy places the organism in Eukaryota, Fungi, Microsporidia, Hepatosporidae. The record is from the annotation of a GenBank genome assembly.